This is a messenger RNA of Leopardus geoffroyi (Geoffroy's cat), 2262 nucleotides long. It is a transcript of the gene NT5DC1, whose product is annotated as 5'-nucleotidase domain containing 1. Gene Ontology annotation, molecular function: 5'-nucleotidase activity. NCBI's taxonomy places the organism in Eukaryota, Metazoa, Chordata, Mammalia, Carnivora, Felidae. The transcript is spliced from 12 exons. The coding region runs from base 184 to 1542 and encodes 452 amino acids. The record is from RefSeq and is a predicted model, not a curated record.
GGGAAGCGCUGGAGGCAGACGCGCUGCGUCCUGAGGGUGGCCGCAGCCCCGCCCCGCUGUGCCCCGUCCCGCCCCUGCCGGGCCCCGUCCGGUCCCGUCCCGCAGCGUCCCGCAGCGUCCCGUCCGCGGUCUCCUCGCACCCUCCCGGCACUUGAGGCGCUCGCCGGUGCUUCCAGCGCAGCCAUGGCUCAGCACUUCUCCCUGGCCGCCUGCGACGUGGUCGGCUUCGACCUGGACCACACUCUGUGUCGCUACAACCUGCCCGAGAGCGCGGUGCUCAUUUAUAAUAGCUUUGCUGAGUUCCUGGUCAAGGAGAAAGGGUAUGACAAAGAAUUACUAACUGUGACUCCAGAGGAUUGGGAUUUCUGUUGCAAGGGCUUGGCACUGGAUCUGGAAGAUGGGAACUUCAUUAAAUUGGCAGAUAAUGGCACCGUGCUCAGAGCAAGCCAUGGCACAAAGAUGAUGGCUCCAGAAGUGCUGGCAGAGGAGUAUGGCGGGAAGGAGUGGAAAUACUUCAUGUCUGACACGGGAAUGGCUUGCCGAUCAGGAAAAUAUUAUUUUUAUGAUAACUACUUCGACCUGCCAGGAGCUCUUCUAUGUGCCAGAGUCGUGGACUCUUUAACAAAGCAGAACAAUGGUCAAAAAACAUUUGAUUUUUGGAAGGAUAUAGUUGCUGGUAUACAACACAAUUAUAAAAUGUCAGCUUUUAAGGAAAACUGUGGAAUAUAUUUUCCAGAAAUAAAGAGAGAUCCAGGCAGAUAUUUACACACUUGUCCUGAAUCUGUGAAAAAGUGGCUUCGACAGCUAAAGAAUGCUGGGAAAAUUCUGUUGUUAAUUACAAGUUCUCACAGUGAUUACUGUCGACUUCUCUGUGAAUAUAUUCUUGGGAAUGAUUUUACAGAUCUUUUUGACAUUGUGAUUACAAACGCAUUGAAGCCUGGUUUCUUCUCCCAUUUACCAAGUCAAAGACCUUUCUGGACGCUCGAGAAUGAUGAGGAGCAGGAGGCGUUGCCAUCUCUGGAUAAACCUGGUUGGUACUCCCAAGGGAACGCUGUCCACCUUUAUGAACUUCUGAAGAAAAUGACCGGCAAAAGUGAACCCAAGGUCGUUUACUUUGGUGACAGCAUGCAUUCAGACAUUUUCCCAGCCCGUCAUUAUAGUAACUGGGAGACAGUUCUCAUUCUGGAAGAGCUCAGAGGGGACAGAGAUGGGAAGCCUGAAGAAUCAGAGCCUCUAGAGAAGAAAGGAAAAUAUGAGGGACCAAAGGCAAAGCCUCUAAAUACAUUAUCUAAAAAAUGGGGCUCUUUUUUUAUUGAUUCAGUUUCAGGACUGGAAAAUACGGAAGACUCAUUAUUUUAUACAUGGUCUUGUAAGAGAAUCAGUACUUACAGCACUAUUGCAAUUCCAAGUAUUGAAGCAAUAGCAGAAUUACCCCUGGACUACAAAUUUUCAAGGUUCUCUUCAAGCAAUUCAAAAACAGCUGGCUACUAUCCAAACCCUCCAUCGAUCUUAUCAAAUAAUGAGACACUGACAGCCAAAUAAACUGUCUUUACUGAAAAAUGAAGUGAAGAACCAUAUAUGCAGCAAAUAUACUGUAAAAAUGUUAAUUUUUGAAAAAUACUGUAAAAUGCUUUCUAGGAACAAAUUCCUAAUGAUAACUAACCAAGAAUUAGAUGCUUUUCCAUAGGUCUCCUUUCUGUAUAGAUCAUCUUGAUGCCCAACAACUCUCAUUAUAUUAAAAUCUCAGUGUCUUAGAAUGGAAAGGAACCUUAUUAAUAUUUUCUAUACCAAUAAUUCUGAGAUUACGAUUCACCUGGGCAUAUGUGUGUGUGUGUGUGUGUGUGUGUGUAUAAGUACACACACACACACGCACACUUGUACAUACACAUAUUUACAUAUAUGCCUAGACCAAUGGUUCUCAAAGUGUUGUCCCCAAACCACUAACAUAGCAUCACCUGAGAAUUUGAUAGAAAUACAGAUUUGCAGGCCCCACCCCAGACCUGCAGAAUCAAACUCUGGGAAUGUAUCCCAGCAACCUGUGUUUAAUAUUAGUGUGAUUCAUAUACUGAAGUUCAAAAAUCACUAGCUAGACCAUAACUUCCAGAUUGGUUUAAUUGGUCUGGGAAUAGAGAUGAGCACUGAUGUCUUUUACUUGCCCCAGGAAAAGGUAGCCAGAAUUGGGAACAACUGAACUAUAUCUGUUUCUUCCAUCUAUAGCUAAGAACGCUGAGUCCAGUGAGAAUAAAUGAUUUUUCCAAGCUA